GAAAUCUACACCCAAACCGAAGGCGGAGAAACGCACACGAACAAAAUUGUCAUCCGCACCAAAACUUUUAAUGGGCUGCUGCGGCGACGACGACGACGAUGCACCAGCGCACGACCUCCUCCAGCCGCUGUGUUCCUCAUCCUCCGCCGACACCACCAUCUCGCCCCUCAAUUCCAAUUUCUCCGCCCUCCUAUGCAAGGAUACUCUCCGCGCCAUACUCCAGAAGCUAUCACUCUCCGAUCUCGCCCGCGCCGCUUGCGUCUGUCGCCUCUGGCACGCGGUAGCCUCCGACAACCAGAUGCAGAUUCAAGCCUUCAUUUCCCCGUGGAAGCUUCGACACAUGGUCGGAAAACCUACCUCUAGCAGCUUCUGGAGAGACAAUUCCCUUUCCAAAUUCGCCAUCUCUCACCGCCUCUCCCGCAGCGAUUCCAUUGCUAGCCUAGCUGUUAAGUACACCGUUCAGGUUAUGGGCAUCAAGCGCUUAAACAACAUGAUGAGUGACCACGGGAUAUACUCCAGGGAGCGUCUGCUGAUCCCUGUUAGCAACCCAGAAAUACUCGUAGAUUCCACAUGCUACAUAGAAGUGGACACUCAUGCAAAGAGAGAGGUUGCGGUACUGUAUCUAGAGGGUGGGCCUGACAGUAAUCUGAAUUCAAUGCUGCAUAGGCUGACCACUGAACGAGGCAAAAAAAGGGUGAUAGACUCAUUGAAGAGGAGCAUGCAUGUCGAUGAUGGCACUGCUCUAUACUACUUAUCCAUAUCGAAUGGUGAUCCUAGAGCCGCUCUUACACAAUUCUCUGAUGAUGUGCGCUGGGAGAGGCAGGUUAGUCUCGCAUAAUCUGUAAUAUAAAGCGGUGUGAUACUGUGUUGUGCUAGCAACAAUCGACUUUGCAUUACUGGGAUUCAUCGGUGUUUCAGUAUAUAUAGAAUCCCAUUUACCUGGAUUGAGGAAUAAUUUUCUUUAUCUGAGCUAACUAAGAAGCUUGGGGAAAUUAUUCAAAGUUGUGCUUAUAUGUAUCUGCUAUUUCAUGUUCUCAUAGAUCUUGUCCACAUAUGUAAGUUGUGACUCUUGGUGUGUAUGUACUUUUAACUUAUACAUCGAUUUGUAAAUAGUGAUAAGCUCGUUCCGUACCAUAGAAACUGCAGUUUUUUUCUGCAGUUUUCUGAAUUGAUGAUUAUUUACCAGACCUCA
Messenger RNA from Salvia hispanica, 1192 nucleotides. Its product is annotated as peptidoglycan-binding LysM domain-containing protein. Gene Ontology annotation, molecular function: protein binding. The record is from RefSeq and is a predicted model, not a curated record. Lineage: Eukaryota; Viridiplantae; Streptophyta; Magnoliopsida; Lamiales; Lamiaceae.